Neocloeon triangulifer is the source of this 1293-nucleotide messenger RNA. Its product is annotated as acidic mammalian chitinase-like. The coding region runs from base 71 to 1240 and encodes 389 amino acids. The record is from RefSeq and is a predicted model, not a curated record. The transcript has 8 exons. Gene Ontology annotation, molecular function: chitin binding; chitinase activity. NCBI's taxonomy places the organism in Eukaryota, Metazoa, Arthropoda, Insecta, Ephemeroptera, Baetidae. Gene Ontology annotation, cellular component: extracellular region. Gene Ontology annotation, biological process: carbohydrate metabolic process; chitin catabolic process.
UUAAUCAUGUCGCCUCUGCGGAUAUAAGAGGAGCUGUGCCAAGUCUGGAAGUAUCAAAGUUAAUCCGAAGAUGUUGAGUGCCAAGUCUUUGUUACUAAGUGCGACCCUCUUGGUGGUCCUGGCCUCUUCUGCAACCGCGCAGAAGCGGGUGGUUUGCUACUUCAGCAGCUGGGCGACGUACCGCAGCGGCGACGGCAAGUUUGAGGCCGAGAACAUUGACCCGUUCCUCUGCACACACGCCAUUUAUGCCUUCGUGGGCGUCAAUGCUCAUGACGCUACAGUAAGGAUCAUUGACCCCUGGAACGACAUUUCUUUGAACGGUUUCAAGCGGUUCAACAAUCUGCGACUGACAAACCCUAAUCUGAAGACGAUGGUGGCAAUCGGAGGCUGGAACGAAGCCUCCGUAGGUUUCUCCAACGUCUGCAAGGACCCUGUACUCAGGGCCAGGUUUGUUGACAACUUGGUCAACUUCGUCAAGACCUAUGGAUUCAACGGACUCGACUUGGACUGGGAGUUCCCGGCGCAGAGGGGAGGAAUCAGCGCCGAUAAGAACAACUUUGCUGCUCUAGUCAGGGAACUGAGGGCCAAGUUCACUCCGAACGGGCUCAUUUUGAGUGCCGCCGUCUCUGCUGGACUUUGGGCCGCCAGUGUUUCUUACGAUAUUCCCCAACUCUCGGCGAAUUUGGAUUUCAUCAACCUGAUGACUUAUGACUACCACGGCUCGUGGGAAAGCAGGACGGGCGAAAACGCGCCCAUUUAUGCUUCAUCAGUCGACUCUGACCAGGGUCUUAAUGUGCAAUCGACGUUGAACUACUGGCUGCAGCAGGGCGCCGCCCGGAGCAAGUUGGUGCUGGGGGUGCCAACUUACGGCCGCUCCUUCACCCUGCAGUCCAGCGGCAACAACGGUGUCGGCGCCCCGACCAUUGGCGCUGGAAACCCCGGCCAGUACUCGCAGGAGGCCGGCAUCCUGCUCUACCACGAGAUCUGCCAGUUGCAGCGCAGCCAGGGCGCGGCCUUCAACUAUCGGUGGAACGGCCAGCAGCAGGUGCCGUACGCCUUCUGGGGCAACCAGUGGGUCGGCUACGACAACAUCGACUCCGUCAGGAUCAAGGGCCAGUUCGCGAAGAACAACAACCUGGGCGGCGUGAUGGUGUACGCGCUCGAGAUGGACGACUUCCGCAACACGUGCGCCGCCGGCCGCUACCCUCUGCUCACCACCCUCAGGGCAGCCUAUCUUUGAUAUGUUUUCCUUCAGUAUAUAAAUAAUAUUCAUAUUUAAUUGUAGUUAUAGUA